UCAAUCAUCCAGUCCCCGCGUUUCUGGAAGGGCGUGUCGGCAGUUGCAACAACAUAUCGGGAGUCGGAAUCGCCGCCGAUUCUGCCUUUCUUUUGUUUUCCCCACUGUCGCAGUCCGUGGCCCAAUCUCCUCUCUCAGGGUGUUCUCUCACCUCCUAGCUGCUGACCGCUGACCCUCUCCGGAUUGGGUAUGAGAAUCGGUCUACUGUCAGUGCAAGCACCGUGACAUGAAUAUUGACUAGGUGAGCACAUCCACGCGGGCGCACUGUUGAACGGAACGGAUCGCAACAUCGUUGAGUUGAAUACCUCGACGUCAACAGGCGGGCUAACCACAUUUUCGGGCUUCUAGGCCACGGCCUAAUCCCUCAUCCUGAACGCUACAUGAUGAUCAACUACGCAUAAUGGACACGACUGAUCGACCCGAACUCAAUAUGGAUCAAACAAUGCAGCCACAGGCGUCAAGCUUGCAGACGGAACCCCGAAGGAAUAAUCACAGGUCUGUCCGAGUUGCCUUCGGGCCCGACCUGGAAACUCACAUCCCCCCUCGCGACAAUUCCCCCGCUCCUUUGCCAGGGCACCACCGAUCUUUUACGACUGUGGAGCAUAUCCAGCCUCCCGUAUUCCCUCCCGAAAGGCCGACCAGCUCUUCCGCGGGCGAGAACCCAGCCAUCAUCGAAACCAACGGCCGACUGGCUUCGGACCGGGCCUCGGAGACGACCGCGAGACCAACAGCAGCCUUGAAGAGGGCCAAAAGUGACUAUGGACCCAGGGUGGGAUUCGACAAGCCCUUCGCAGGGGACGAGGAAGAAGAUAUUGCAAUGAGACAUGGGUGGCAGGAAGAGUACACCUCCAGUGAAUAUCUCAAAGUCCUGCAUUCGAACUUUUACAUGUACUUCACGGAGAAGCGCCAUGAGACGAACGGCGUCCCAAGGGAUCCGGUCGGAAGCUGGCCCAGUCAAGAUUGGCGAAUGAAAGACCGCCUGAAAACCGUCUCUGCUGCGCUAGCCAUAUGCCUGAACAUCGGCGUCGAUCCGCCUGACGUCGUCAAGACCAACCCGACAGCCAAGCUGGAAUGCUGGGUCGACCCCACGUCCACGACGGGCGGCGGCCACAACAAGAUCAUGGAGCAGAUUGGAAAGAAACUACAAGAGCAGUACGAGACACUUAGCUUAAGAACUAGGUACAAGCAAUAUCUUGACCCAUCUGUCGAUGAGACCAAAAAGUUUUGCAUAUCCCUCCGACGUAACGCCAAGGACGAGCGAGUGCUAUUCCAUUACAACGGCCACGGGGUUCCUCUCCCUACUCAGUCGGGCGAAAUCUGGGUCUUCAACAAGAACUACACUCAGUACAUACCCGUGUCACUGUACGACCUGCAGUCUUGGCUUGCGGGACCAAGCCUGUUCGUUUUCGAUGUUUCACACGCGGGCAACAUCGUGCAGAACUUCCACACCUUUGUCGAAAAGCAUGAGAAGGAGAAUGUCGAGGCGAAAAAGCGUGACCCGAAUGCCAUUAUCCAGAACUAUGGGGAUUGCAUUAUCCUCGCGGCGUGUCAGAAGUCCGAAUCGCUCCCUACGAAUCCUGACCUCCCGGCCGAUCUUUUCACUUGUUGUUUAACAACGCCCAUCGAGAUUGCCUUGCGGUUUUUCAUUCUGCAGAAUCCUCUACAGACAAACAUUUCUAUCGACGAUUUUAGAGUCCCUGGCCGUUUACAGGACCGAAGAAGCCCUCUCGGUGAGCUGAACUGGAUCUUUACCGCGAUCACGGACACCAUCGCCUGGAACACCUUACCGCGCGCCCUGUUCAAGAAACUUUUCCGUCAAGACCUUAUGGUGGCUGCCCUGUUUAGAAACUUCUUGCUUGGCGAGCGUAUCAUGCGCACUUACAAAUGCCACCCUAUCUCUUCGCCUGAGCUUCCCGAAACCCAUCACCAUCCGCUGUGGAAGAGCUGGGACCUCGCUGUUGAGAUGGUCUUGUCGCAGCUACCGGCCCUUAUUGACCAUGAGGAGGGUCGGAGACAAUAUGAAUACCAGCACUCUACCUUCUUUGCGGAGCAGCUUACCGCGUUCGAGGUUUAUCUGUCGUCUGGCCCGACAGAAAAGAACCCUCCGGAUCAACUUCCAAUCGUCCUGCAAGUCCUCCUCAGUCAGGCGCACAGACUAAGAGCAUUGAUCUUGCUUAGCAAAUUUCUUGAUCUAGGACCUUGGGCUGUCCAUCUCGCUCUGAGCAUCGGUAUCUUCCCGUAUGUCGUAAAGCUCCUGCAAUCUGCCGCUCAGGAAUUGAAGCCCGUGAUGGUUUUCAUCUGGGCAAGAAUCAUGGCUGUUGACCAUACGGUCCAAAACGAUCUGUUGAAAGACAACGGAAUCCAUUACUUCAUUUCCAUCCUCAACCCUUCGUCGCCGAUCCCCGUCGGCAAUGCCAGCGAACACCGCGCCAUGUGUGCUUUUAUCGUUUCGAUUUUCUGCAAGAAUUACCCACAAGGCCAGAACGUUUGCCUCUCCGCAGAGCUUUUCGACUCUUGUCUGAAACAUCUCAUGGAUGUUGAAAACCCCCUUCUGCGGCAAUGGUCGUGCCUUUGUAUCAGCAUGCUGUGGUCCGACUUCCCCGAAGCAAAGUGGAUGGGAAUCCGGUGUGCUGCCCCUGCAAGACUUUGCGAGCUGAAUUUCGACCCAGUCCCAGAGGUGCGGGCUGCGAUGCUGCACGCCGUCACCACGUUCUUGGGUAUCCCCGAUUUGACAGAUCAGGUGGCUCAAAUCGAAGAGACUCUGGCUAUGGCGGUGCUGCCUAUGGCGGCAGAUGGCAGUGUCCUUGUGAGGAAGGAACUUCUUGUCUUUUUCUCGAAGUUUGCUAGGCGCUACCAGAACAAAUUUUUGGUCGCUGCGUACGAGGAGUUUCAGGACGAGAAACAGAAUCUUCUUCUUAAACUGGAGCAGGAUGGUACUGGAAGCCUUCACCUCGAGGAUGUGCCCAUUGUUCCGGCUAAUGGCAACACCGAGCCAACUCCUAAAACGCCGACAUUGUCUCGGAAUACGACCUUUGGCACUAUUUGGAAACAACUACUUAUUCUUUCUGUUGACCCCCAUCCAGAUAUUGCCCAGGAUGCCGGCAUGGUGGUUGACCACAUUCACAUUUGCCUUCUACAGUCUCCCAUGGCUGCGCUAACCAACAGAAUCCGGGAUGAGAUCCUCGAUAUUUCGAAUCGUCUAGCGCAGAAGUUCCAGGUCCGCGAAAAGCCAGAAUCCAAGAAAGCCGUUCCCCCACCGACGCCUCCUUCCGUAGCACCUCCGAAACAAGAAGGGUACCUUUCAUUGAGCAUCAAGCGAACGGCUAGUGUCGCGGCUUCGCUCAAAAACCUGGCCUUCGGCAAUUCAUCACCAGGAGAAGCACAGUCCCAACCCUCGACGGUCCCGAAGAGUCGCAUGCCCAUCACCCCGAGAGGCCGAGCUCCCCCCGAAUGGACGCGACCACCCGAGGUCAACGAUCAAGUCGCCCCCGCAACGGCAUAUCACCAGGCCCCAAUCCCUACGUCGCGAGGCUUCGAACCCAAAGCCCCAGGCACCGCCCCAACCAUCCCCUUGAUGAGCAGAUUCCUAGAUUGGUCCACAGAGUAUUUCCGGGAACCCCAGAUGAAACCCAAUGAGCCCGACGAGCCCGGUAGUGCCGAUUAUAACGAACGCCUCUGGAGACGAAGCCGCAACGAGAAGAUUAUCUCGGAAACCCAGCCCCUGAAAGGAAAAGCCGGUAGUAGCCGCUGGGAUAACUCGUUGUCUCUUCUGUCGAAUAGCAGCCAGCCCCUGAAGAUGUGCUUCCACCAGUUUGAGGAUCACCUUGCAGUUGCAGAUGACAGGGAUACUAUUGCGAUUUGGGACUGGCAGAGUCACAAGCGUCUCAACCGCUUUUCGAAUGGAAAUCCCGUUGGCUCAAAGAUCAACGAAGUCCGCUAUAUCAACGAGGAUGAUCAAGCUCUUUUGAUGACGGGAUCCUCAGACGGAGUCUUGAAAGUUUUCAGGAACUACGAGUCCACAAAGGAGGUUGAAAUUGUCACCUCGUUCAGGGCCUUGCCGGAACUCAUCCCAAGUAAUCGCAAUGCUGGUCUUGUUCUUGACUGGCAGCAAGGCCAAGGUAAGGCGUUGGUCGCAGGAGACGUGAAGGUUAUCCGGGUGUGGAACGCAGCCACUGAAGUCUGCACCAACGAUAUCCCCGCACGUUCUGGUUCUUGUAUUACCUCCUUGACGUCGGAUCAAGUUGCGGGCAACAUAUUCGUAGCAGGGUUUGGCGAUGGCGCUGUCAGAGUGUUUGAUCAGCGACUCAAGCCUACAACAUCCAUGGUUAAAGUGUGGCGUGAGCACAAGCAGUGGAUCACCAACGUCCAUAUGCAGCGAGGCGGCCUGAGGGAACUGGUAUCUGGCAGCCGCAACGGCGAGAUCCGGCUUUGGGAUCUGCGACUGGACAUCCCAAUCUCGACGUUCUCUGCCACCAAGGACACACUUCGCACAUUGAGUGUGCAUGAACAUGCCCCUGUAUUCAUGGUGGGUACAAACCGACACGAAGUCAGGACCUACAACGUGGAUGGCACUUACCUGUCCACCUUCGAACCGUACUCGAGCUUCCUGCACCACAACCGCUCCUCCCCGAUCGCCAGCACUGCCUUCCACCCCCACCGCACACUGCUGGCCUGUUCCGCCCUCAACGACAACCACAUCAACCUUGUGAAUUGCUAAGCAGUUCACUCCCCGUCCCUCCGCCCCUCCGCCCCAUUCCACGGCCGCCCCCACUCCCUCUUAGUACCACCAAAUAUUACCCCUCCAGCACAUCCGGCGCCUAGUUGAGCCAUAUCUACCAAUAUUCCCUUUCCGGUUCCAGAGUACAUACCUCAGACCUUUCCCUUCCUCCACCUCCGAACUUCC
Molecule: messenger RNA, 4903 nt
Organism: Aspergillus heteromorphus CBS 117.55
Lineage: Eukaryota; Fungi; Ascomycota; Eurotiomycetes; Eurotiales; Aspergillaceae
Product: ubiquitin-binding TORC1 subunit KOG1
Exons: 6
Coding region: 401-4717 (1438 amino acids)
Biological process (GO): regulation of autophagy; cellular response to amino acid stimulus; positive regulation of cell growth
Cellular component (GO): cytoplasm; TORC1 complex
Molecular function (GO): protein-macromolecule adaptor activity; protein binding
Source: RefSeq, a predicted model, not a curated record